CGGCCGGUAAAAUUGUUUUUUUUUGUCAAUUGACAUUUAAGAUUGACAUUUAAGAUUAUUUAUUGUCGUUAAUACAUUUAAUAAGUAAUCCAUUCCCGAAGAACUGAAAAACCUCAUGUUAGUAUAACCCCAAUAAUUUAUGGUUGUGUAAGGUGAUUUAUUCCAUUAAAAGAACGUGCAAGUUGUAGUGUUGCUGGAAAGAAGCUAUGCACAAUCUAAGACCUGAAGGCUUAAACGGAGGCCACAAUCCAGAAAAAAUAUGCAUCCUAGAUGCUGGUGCGCAAUAUGGUAAAGUAAUCGACAGAAAAGUAAGAGAACUAUGUGUGGAAUCUCAUGUACUACCCCUGGACACCCCUGCAUUUAACAUCAAAGAAGGAGGAUACAAGGCUAUCAUUAUAUCUGGGGGCCCUAGUUCUGUAUAUGCAGAAGAUGCCCCAAGAUAUGAUGCCGACAUAUUCCGGAUAGGUUUGCCUGUGUUGGGAAUAUGUUAUGGCAUGCAAAUGAUGAAUAAGGAAUUUGGUGGUACGGUUAUAAGAAAAGAUACUAGAGAAGAUGGCCAGUACACCAUUGAAGUCAAUCCUAAAUGUCUCUUAUUUAAGGGUUUAGAUAAAGCGCAGCAGGUCCUGUUAACUCACGGCGAUUCGAUAGACAAAGUUGCGGAAAAUUUCAAGUCAAUAGCGCAAAGUUCCUCGUUUUGCGCGGGCAUUUUCUACGAAAAAUUACACUUAUACGGCGUUCAAUUUCACCCGGAAGUCGACUUGACCCCCAACGGAAAGUUGAUGCUGAAAAAUUUCCUAUUCGACAUCGCCGGACUCACCGGAAACUUUACUAUGCAAGGAAGGGAAGCCGAGUGUGUAAAAUACCUUCAAGAGGCCGUAGGUCAGAAAAAGGUCCUUCUACUGUGCAGUGGCGGCGUUGACAGUACCGUGUGCGCAGCCCUGCUGCGCAAAGCCUUGCAUCCCGAUCAAGUGGUCAUGAUUCACAUAGACAAUGGGUUUAUGAGAAAAAACGAAAGCCAAAUGGUGUUUGGCGCGUUGCAAAAGGCCGGCAUCUCGGUUCAAAUGUACAACAUGGCGUCGACGUUUUACGAGGGUACGACAGUGGUGCCGAUCGACAAAAGCGACAGCAACUCGCGGACUAAAAUAACGAAAAUGCUGUGCAUGACUGGCGAUCCCGAGGAAAAGCGAAAGAUCAUCGGAGACGUGUUCGUGCGGAUAACGAACGAAGUGGCCGCCGAACUCAAUUUGAAUCCCGAAGAGGUGAUUUUGGGUCAAGGCACGCUAAGACCGGAUCUCAUCGAGUCUGCUUCUCAUCACGCGAGCAGCAAAGCCGACACAAUUAAAACACAUCACAACGAUUCGGAUUUGAUCAGAAAGCUUAGAGACGAGGGCAGAGUCGUCGAGCCUUUGAAAGACUUUCACAAGGACGAGGUGAGGCAGCUGGGUAGAGACCUGAACUUGCCCGAGCACCUGGUGAUGAGGCAUCCGUUCCCAGGCCCCGGUCUCGCAGUGCGCGUUCUCUGCGCAGAAGAACCGUACAUGGAGCGCGACUUUUCCGAGACGCAAGUCCUCGUGAAAAUCAUCGUGGAGUUCAAUCAGAUGUUGAUGAAGAAACACGCCUUACUUAACCGAGUGGAGGGAGUUACAAGUGAUGAUGAAAGGGAAAUUUUACGUAGAAUAUCGAGCAAACAGAAGCUGGCGGCCACGCUGCUGCCGAUCCGCAGCGUGGGCGUGCAGGGCGACUGCCGGUCGUACUCGUACGUGGCGGGCAUCAGCAGCGACCAGGAGCCCGACUGGGACGACAUGAUGUUCCUGGCGGCGCUGAUACCGCGCAUAUGCCGCAACGUAAACCGCGUCUGCUACGUGUUCGGCGGCAUCGUCAAGGAGCCGCUGCCCGACGUCACGCCCACCUUCCUCACCGGCAACGUGCUCGGCACGCUGAGGCAGUGCGAUCACGUCGCCAUGCGGGUGUUGGAGAGCAGCGGCCACCUUAGUUCAAUAAGUCAAAUGCCUGUGAUUCUUAUUCCGUUAGAUUUUGACCGGGACCAGGCGCUGAGGAUCCCCUCGUGUCAAAGGUCGAUCGUUUUGCGGCCUUUUUGCACGCAAGAUUUCAUGACCGGCGUGCCUGCCGUCCCAGGCAAACAGCUACCUAUUGAUGUUAUACAAAAGAUGGUGUCGGAAGUGGUUCAGGUGCCUGGAAUUUCUCGUGUUUUGUACGAUUUAACCUCAAAACCGCCGGGGACAACGGAGUGGGAAUGAGUAAGGAACACCGUAUUUAUAGCAACAAGUGUCUGAAAUUGAAUAAAUUAUUGAUUGUGUAAUUUGAAUAUUGAUAGAUCUGGACAGACUUUUUUAAAUGUUUCUGUUUUAAAUCGUUAUUUGUCAUAUUAUAUAAUUAAAUUACCAAGUUACGGCACAUUUGGAUAUAUCCCAAUGCGUUAUACAAAUUGGUGGACAUAUUUUAGCAUUGCAUUGAGUUGUAUUUAAAUGUCACUUCACAGUUUUUAAAAAAUGCACCACGCAUGGCUCAACUAUUGUUGUAUGCGAUAUUUAUAAAUAAAAACAUUGUUAAAACAUUUAUCAAGGCAUAUGUUGGUCUUUAUACUUUUUUUUUUUCUAAUCUUAAAUUAUUUGUACUAUUUCUUUUCGAAACUAUCAUUUUCAAUUAAUUAUACUGCAUAACUUAUUAAAAUAUAUUGUUUACUUUCAAUAAAACAGUUAUAUUACAAA
Molecule: messenger RNA, 2729 nt
Organism: Brassicogethes aeneus
Lineage: Eukaryota; Metazoa; Arthropoda; Insecta; Coleoptera; Nitidulidae
Source: the annotation of a GenBank genome assembly